This is a messenger RNA of Indicator indicator, 1527 nucleotides long. It is a transcript of the gene IVD, whose product is annotated as isovaleryl-CoA dehydrogenase. Gene Ontology annotation, cellular component: mitochondrion. The record is from RefSeq and is a predicted model, not a curated record. Gene Ontology annotation, molecular function: flavin adenine dinucleotide binding; 3-methylbutanoyl-CoA dehydrogenase activity. Lineage: Eukaryota; Metazoa; Chordata; Aves; Piciformes; Indicatoridae. The transcript has 12 exons. Gene Ontology annotation, biological process: L-leucine catabolic process. The coding region runs from base 7 to 1275 and encodes 422 amino acids.
GCGGUGAUGGCGGCGGCGAGGCGGGCAGCGCUUGGUGCAAGGCUGCGCGGAGCCCAGCGCUGGCAGACGCUGUGGCUGCUGCGGCGGGGCUGCGCGGGGCUGGCGGUGGACGACACGGUGAACGGGCUGAGCGCGGAGCAGCAGCAGCUUAGGCAGACCAUGACAAAGUUCUGUCAAGAACAUUUGGCUCCAAAGGCCCAACAGAUUGACCAGGACAAUGAAUUCAAGGAGAUGCGGGAGUUUUGGAAGAAACUUGGGGAACUGGGAGUUCUGGGGAUCACAGCUCCUGCAGAAUAUGGUGGAUCUGCUUUGGGUUAUCUGGACCACGUGCUGGUGAUGGAGGAGAUUUCUCGUGCAUCAGCAGCUGUGGGCCUUAGUUAUGGUGCCCACUCUAACCUCUGCAUCAACCAGCUUGUGCGGAAUGGGAGCGAGGCCCAGAAGCACAAGUACCUGCCCAAGCUCAUCAAUGGGGAGCACAUUGGAGCCUUAGCAAUGAGUGAACCCAAUUCUGGUUCUGAUGUUGUGUCCAUGAAGCUGAGAGCAGAUAAGAAAGGAGACUACUUUGUUCUGAAUGGCAACAAAUUUUGGAUCACCAAUGGGCCAGAUGCAGAUGUUCUCAUAGUUUAUGCCAAAACUGAUGUCAGUGCUGUGCCAGCCUCCCACGGUAUAACAGCGUUCAUCGUGGAGAGGGGAAUGCCAGGGAUCAGCACAGCCCAGAAGCUGGACAAGCUGGGAAUGAGGGGUUCUAACACCUGUGAACUGAUCUUUGAAGACUGCAAGAUCCCAGCUGAAAACAUCCUGGGAACACUGAGCAAAGGAGUCUAUGUUCUGAUGAGUGGGUUGGACCUGGAGAGACUCGUGCUGUCUGGUGGGCCACUGGGGCUCAUGCAAGCUGUUCUUGACCAUGCAAUUCCAUACCUGCAUGUGAGAGAGGCAUUUGGACAGAAAAUUGGCUACUUCCAGCUGAUGCAGGGCAAGAUGGCUGACAUGUACACGCGGCUGAUGGCCUGCCGGCAGUACGUCUACAAUGUGGCCAGGGCCUGUGACCAGGGACACUUCAAUGCCAAGGACUGUGCUGGAGUCAUCCUCUACUCGGCAGAGUGUGCGACCCAAGUGGCUCUGGAUGGGAUCCAGUGUCUGGGUGGGAAUGGUUACAUCAAUGACUACCCCAUGGGGCGGUUCCUGCGUGAUGCCAAGCUCUACGAGAUCGGGGCGGGAACCAGCGAGGUGCGCAGGCUCGUCAUUGGCAGGGCCUUCAAUGCCUCCUUCAAGUAACAUCCACCUGGGCAAAGCACCCCCUGAGCACCACAAGGCCUUUGACCACAGAGGCUGGAACGCACAACUCUUCUGCCUGCCUGUGGUUUGCCACUUGUGGACUCUUUUCUGCCUGCUCUGUGAACUGGGUGUAACAGUGUGAGAGCUGAAAUCCCUCUCCCACACCAACAGUGACCAGGCUAGCUCAGUCUGGAAGCACCUGAAAGCUGUAUUUACAAGCAAAUCUACAAUCUAUGAUGGAAUGCAAUAAAU